AGUUAACCUAUAUAUUGCAUAAUGGUCACUGCCUGGCUCACCAAGCAAUCUCCAAGUUCUAAUUGGCAAAAAGGAGGAGAAGCUCACUGUAGAGUGUAGAGCCACUUCGCAACCACUCUAAUUCUUAUAUUUUCUUUCUGUAUUAGCUUUCAGCAAUCACUAUGUCUUCAACUUUGGCUUUGUCAUCUUCAUCACCUCUGCUAUCAACCAAAGCUAGGUCUUCAAUCAAAACAUAUGUCACUGCGCCGUGCUCAGCCACCUUUCCUUCGCGGUUGCAUAGGCUGCCCGUGGUGAGAGCUCAGGCUGGUGGAGAUGGCAAGCUGGACGUGCAAGUCAAUCAGGGCAACCAAGGAACUGAAGUCGAGAGGAGGCCAAGGAGGUUGGCUGUCGACAUUUCACCUUUUGGUUUAUUGGAUCCCAUCUCCCCAGUGAGGACCAUGCGCCAAAUGCUGGACACAGUGGACAGGCUCCUGGAGGACACUGUGACAUUGCCAGGCAGAAACAGAGCAUCAGGGGAAGUACGUGCGCCUUGGGACAUCAAAGAUGAUGAACAUGAGAUCAAAAUGAGGUUUGACAUGCCCGGCCUCUCCAAGGAGGAUGUCAAGGUGGCUGUAGAAGAUGAUGUUCUUGUUAUAAAGGGAGAGCACAAAAAGGAAGAAAGUGGUGAUGAUUCAUGGUCGAGCAGGAGCUUUAGCUCCUAUAAUACCCGCCUUCAGCUUCCUGAUAAUUGUGAGAAGGACAACAUAAAGGCAGAGCUUAAGAAUGGUGUUCUUUACAUAUCCAUUCCCAAAACUAAAGUUGAACGCAAGGUCAUUGAUGUUGCUAUCCAGUGAAAGCAAGCCUUCUCUGUUUGUAUUCUGCUCUAGGUUUUGUGGCUUUUUAUUUUGUGUGUUGUUUUGGUCUCUUUCAUUGUGCUUUCUUGUAAUGUACAAAGUUGUUUCUAACAAAAUAUAAAUAAUAAACCCCAAUUAUAUAUACAUA
Messenger RNA from Prunus persica (peach), 981 nucleotides. Its product is annotated as small heat shock protein, chloroplastic. The record is from RefSeq and is a predicted model, not a curated record. The transcript has 2 exons. The coding region runs from base 162 to 833 and encodes 223 amino acids. Gene Ontology annotation, biological process: response to heat. Lineage: Eukaryota; Viridiplantae; Streptophyta; Magnoliopsida; Rosales; Rosaceae.